Messenger RNA from Sinocyclocheilus anshuiensis, 1884 nucleotides. RefSeq names its product calphotin-like. Lineage: Eukaryota; Metazoa; Chordata; Actinopteri; Cypriniformes; Cyprinidae. The coding region runs from base 218 to 1825 and encodes 535 amino acids. The transcript is spliced from 3 exons. The record is from RefSeq and is a predicted model, not a curated record.
AGUGGGCAAGAGGGGCUGUGAUAACGACAGAUGUCUAACAAACCGUAGGUUUAACAGGAGGGGUGAAAAGAGAAAAAACGCCCAGUCGCAGAUUGGACCUCAGUGAGAGAGUAGGACUGCCUGGAACUGAUUCACAUUCACUAUUACAGGAGAAAAGAAAGUACAUUCAACGCACUCUUACGCACGGAUUUCCAGAGAAGCAGAGAAGCAGAAAAUCAUGGGAGGCAAGCUAAGCAAAAGGAAGAAGGGAUACGAUGUCAGCGACCCUAAGGAGAAGAAAGAGGAGAGUGCUGUGGCAGCAGUUGAACCAGCUGAGAAAAAGGCAGAGACCCCUGUGACUGAGUCGGAAGCUGUACCUCAGGAGGCUGCUGCAGUAAGUGCAGCACCGCCGGUGGUGGAGUCUGAAGCACCAGCUGAGAAGUCUGCCUCUCCUUCAGCAGCACAAGCAGAGGUGAAGAAGGAUGAUUCUGCACCAGAAAAACCAGUGGCUACAACAGAGGCAUCUACUGCUGCAUCCAAUGAACCAGAAAGUGCUCCAGAGGAACCAGCAGCUGUACCAGAGUCACAAGCAGUAGAGGUACCAGCAUCUGCAUCAGAGGCAACAGCAGUAGAGGCAACAGCUGCUACACAAGACGCACCAGCAGCAGAGGUACCAGCAGCUGCAUUAGAGACACCAGCAGUGGCACCAGAGGUAUCAGCACCCAAGGAACUUGCAGAUGCACCAGAAGCAUCAGCAGCAGAGGACCCUUCAGCUGCACCUGAGGAACCAGUGACAAAGGAACUUGCAGCUGCAUCUGAGGAACCAGUGACAAAGGAACCUGAAGCUGCACCAGCAACAGAGGAAUCUGCCGCUGCACCUGAGGAACCAGCUGCUGUACCAACAGCAGAGGAAUCUGCAGCUGCACCAGAGGUGGCAGAGAAACCUACGACUGCAACAGAAGAACCAGCCACUGCACCAGAGACACCAGUGACAGAGAAACCAGGAUCUGAGCCACCUGCAGCUGCACCUGAGGAACAUGCAACUUGCCCAGAGGCUGAAGAUUCUGCAGUUGCACUUGAGGAUCCUGCACCUGCGCUAGAAGAGCCUGUAUUGUCGCCUAAACUUGAACCUUCGCCAGUGGAACCUGUCAUAGAGGAAGCAGUAGAGAAAGUGGUUGAGGAGGUUGCAAAUGAAUUGUCCACCAAAAUUACAGAAACCACUGAGGUCACACCAGAACCAGAGACUGUUACUGAGGCAGCAGCUCCAGAGCCAGUUGCCGAAUCUGCCCCAGUGUCUGAACCUGUUUCCAAGGAAUUGAGUGCAGAGGUCGAGAUGGCUGUGCCUUCCCCAGAGGAACCCACACCAGUCACAGAGCCUGAAUCUGAAACUGCUGCACCCCCUGAGGUUACACUAACACAAGCAAGUCCUGAGCCAUCCCCAGAGGAGCCAACACAACCCGAACCUAUGGCAGAACAAAAGAGUGCAGAGGAGUCCAUUCCCGCAAUUGUCAUCGUAGAAUCAACCUCAACCAAUGAGCUCUGCCUUGAGGAACCUGUCUCGACUAUCACAGAUCUGAAGCUGAAUAAUGGAGACUGUGAGAGUGCUGGCUCAGCAGAGGAAUCCGUGUCGGCUCCCCCUAAGGUAAACGGGGAAUGCCAUGAGCAGGCACCAGACGUAGCCCCUGCGGAUGUCCUUGAGUCCCCGGUUGAGGCAUGUGUAAAUGGUGUGAAGGACAAAGAACCCCCUCGAGAGCUAAGUGACUGUGAACUGAAAAAGGACUUGAGUUUGGGUGCUGACUUUCAGGGUCCAGCUCCAAUUGGUGACAUGGUAGAAGUGCCACAGUGAGCUGAGCUGUCGACCUAAUUUGAGAAACAAACCUUAAAUGUGAAUCCCAUAUUGAUGCA